Racocetra persica is the source of this 327-nucleotide messenger RNA. Lineage: Eukaryota; Fungi; Glomeromycota; Glomeromycetes; Diversisporales; Gigasporaceae. The record is from the annotation of a GenBank genome assembly.
AUGUUUAGUAAUAGUAAUGAUGAUAAUUUUUCAGAAUUAAAUAUUCCUAAAUAUCAAGAAGAUAAUGAAAGUGACAAUAUUUUAUUAGAAGUUGAAAUAGUAUUUGAUAAUUACGAUUAUGCAAAGUGGUUUCUUAAUCAAUAUGCAAGAAACAAUAAAUUUGUUGUUGUAAAAGAGCAAGUCGAAAAGAAUAAAAUCAACAAGUCAAUUGUUGUAAAGAAGAUAUUUAAGUAUCAUCAUGGUAGAAGUCAAAAACCAAAAUUAUUAUUUAUAUUGUACAACAAAGAGAUCAUAAAUCAGAAAAAAUUAAUUGUCUAUGAACAUUAA